AUGGCAUUGCGCCUGCGCAGUGAGAUGACUUUGCAUUGGUUUCCAGCUGGUAAGUGAGGUCAGUGGCUCGCGCGCACUCCUGCCUCAGUUUGAUACAGAGAGCAUUAGAGGUGGGGUAUGAACAACUAUCGUCUGCUAUAGAUACAACCAUCUAUUCAUUAGUGUGACAUCAUUACCACGCGUAGAAUUACAAGCCUCCUUCCACUGAUUUAUAUUGUGUAUACCAUUUGAUUUUGAUUUUGAAAAAAAGGCGUAUGGAAAGUCUGGUUUAAUCAGCGUUACCAAGCAGUUCAGGAAUUCUCCAUGCUGGUUUUAACCCCUCCCCCGCGUAACAUUGGUGAUUUACCAGCAGAGAAGGAAAAGAGAAAUAUAGAAUCGAGACAGGAGAUAAUGCAACCGAUGGAGAUGGAGGAGGCAACAAGGAGCCCUGGUCGAGGGGAUGAACAACGUAGCUAUUCGACUGGAGCUCGAUCGCCCACCGGGACCUCAGAUUCAAGCCCUGCCUCGAGCCCGCGGGCGACGCCACCAUCACCCGACCCAACAGCAGCAGCUAUCCAUACAUGCCAGCCUCCCAUGGAAAACCUAGAUCGUAACGUUAUGAGAGCCCGUCAUCAUCCCCAGCCCAGCCCGCCAGUCAUGCGGAGAAUGGAACGUCAAGAACAAUCACCCACACGACCUCCGAAGCUCACGUCAUUCUCUGUUUUGGACAUUUUAGACCCGAACAAAUUCACGAAAUCGCCAUCAGUAACGGGCCGUGAUUCGGACUGUCUUUCGUCCCCGAAUGACGAUCAAGAUGAACGAUUGUCGCCUGACUUCUCGCUGGCACAUCAUGCAGUAUCCACGGCCUCGCCGUUCUUUUCUCAUCGGACACCGGGUCGGUUGCUAGCCGUGCGCCCCCGCUCAUCUCCCGGCGUACCACACGACAGCGACAAUUGCGGCGCAGGUGAGGUUUACUAA
Messenger RNA from Lytechinus pictus (painted urchin), 957 nucleotides. Its product is annotated as smoothelin-like. The transcript has a single exon. The coding region runs from base 304 to 957 and encodes 217 amino acids. The record is from RefSeq and is a predicted model, not a curated record. Lineage: Eukaryota; Metazoa; Echinodermata; Echinoidea; Temnopleuroida; Toxopneustidae.